AUGGUCCGCCCUAAUCAGAAAACACCAUUUCGCUCGAUUGAAGAGGCUGAUAUCCAGUAUCACGUGAUUUUUCGAGAUUGCAUCAUUUCUCGGCGCAAAAGCGGUUCAUCGUCCGAUGACGAGGAAGAAGCUGUCUCAACUGGAACAAAACCUAUAACAGUAAGGAAGUCAAUCUACUCGGACGAUGAGGAUGAUGGAACAUGCGACAGAGUUGGUGGAGUUGGCGUCCUCGUCAAAACAAGUAUAGCAGAGAACAUCGACUCUUUCGAACAACUUGCGACCCGAAUCGGACGUCUGCAGAUGAGAAGGUGUGGUCCAACACCAGUUUUGACUAUCUUCGUCCCUUACGCUCCAACAUCAAGCUACGAAGGAGAUGUCGAAGCUUUCUAUAUGGACCUAGAGAAGUCCUACAGAGAAGACCACACUUUCUACAAGGUCAUUGUUGGUGAUUUUAACGCCAACACUGGCCCCAGAAGAACGAAGAGAAAAGGGUGUAUCGGAACCCACGGCCUACAAUGGAACGAACAAGGAGAGAAUCUUUCUGAGUUUAUCAUGACGACUAAGACUAUUCAUGGAAACUCGCAGUUCCAGAACCUCCUCUCUACGCAGGACGUGGGAGUCACCCGGAGGAGGGAUCUUUUCGUAACGCUAGCCGGCUUUUGGGAAGAUUCCGCAGUGGACGGGGAAUACGAUCGGCUCGUUGAACAUCUUCAUGACUGCACGAAGAAGACUGAGAGUUUUAAAACCACCAAGGAACGCCUGUCUCUUGAAACUCUUGAGCUGAUACGCCAGCGUGGAGCAGCACGAGCCGCAGGGAACCAAGAACUCACGUCCGAGCUCGCAAGGCUUUGCAGAGAGGCGAUAAAGGAAGACCUUAAAGAGAGAAGAGCACAAGUGUUGGCUGAAACUGCAGUGGCGGGGAAAAGCAUCCGCUAUGCCCGUCGAGACUUCGCCAGUGGCAAGACGAGGAUGACUGCUCUCCGGAACCCAAAGGAAACAGCCACUGCAUUGAGAAGGGGGAUGGGGAAAAUCAUCUAUGACUUCUACUCUGAUCUCUUCGACAAACAUGUCUACUUGCCUCCUCAUCAUCUUAGGGAAGACGGACAUGUUAUUCCAUAG
Messenger RNA from Necator americanus (New World hookworm), 1119 nucleotides. RefSeq lists its product as uncharacterized. Bases 1 to 1119 code for a protein of 372 amino acids. NCBI's taxonomy places the organism in Eukaryota, Metazoa, Nematoda, Chromadorea, Rhabditida, Ancylostomatidae. The record is from RefSeq and is a predicted model, not a curated record. The transcript is spliced from 4 exons.